GAAUUCUGCCGCUUACACCGCCUAAAUUGUUUGCCUUUCGCGUCCACCCGAGUCGAGGCGCCCAGUGGCCCUACCUAAAAACCACCCGACUCCAUUAAUUGCACAGACCUCCAACAUCAAAGCUUCUACCAGUAUUUCUUGAACAACAGCCGAAACAGCGCAUUUGCAUUUUGAUCAGUAGUUCUCUUUGGUCCGCGUCAUAUCGCGUCAAGUCUGGCGUUGUCCGUCGGGCUUAUUACCCAACCCUUUCGUUGAGCUAACUUGCUUGGAGUUGGUCCUAUUGCUUGCUCGCUUGCUCCCUUUUUUUUAUCUUAAUCUGGUGUCACCUGGUAACGCGACGUGUACAUUUCACUCGCCGCCAUCAUGGCACAAGAGAUUGCUGUUCAGGGGCCUCUUGCUAGUAUGAAUGAGCUUGCUGGUCUUGCUGAGAAGGAACGUCACCAGAUCGAACAGUAUGAGAAGAUUGUACGCUUCUCUACAACUGUUCUCUCUGGUAAACAUCCGACUAUCAAGGUCCCCUCUAACUUUAUCCCUUCCACGCAAACUUCCAUCCAUCCGAUAGAUACUUCCACGCAAGAUGGAACGCCGAGUAAGCAGACAGACGCUCAAUGGCAAACCAUCGCCAACGAAAAGCAAGCAGAUGUGUCUGCUACCGACAACAGCAAGCCAUAUGGGUCAGGAUCUACUGAGAUCAAUCCCAUAUUUCUAGAGAAAUCUGAGGAUUUGGUCAAAGCAGAGUUGAAGCUGCAGAGACAGAGGCUGGAACGUGCUCUGAGGGACGAAGUUGAUCAGAGACGAGUAACUGCUAAGACCGUGGCGCAAGGGGAGCCUGUUGUCGAAUUCGAUCUUAACGAGGUCUUGACGAAAGCCUUGACGCUUGUGGAAAGCAAUGCUGGUCCCGAAACUACCACUGCUGCUGCUGCUGCUGAUGCUACUAACAUUGACAAUGCAAGUGAUUCCUUCGAUGACAACACUUUCUACUCGUCGCAGCACAACACUCCAUCAUCCGUUUUGACUUCCCGAGUCCGUAACGAGUCCGAAGAGGCACAAGUACCCGUCGCGGAGUCGCAACCAAAGAUAAAUAGGCAAAAUGCUCCUAUUCCGCAACAGCCUUCGAGUCGUUUUGAGCAAGUCCCUCCGGGGCCGUACGCACCGAGCCAUACUAGACCUCAAGAAGCCUACGCAAAUCCAGACCCUUUUGUCGGUUCGGUGAGCGUUAACAGCACUUCCCGGCCUGUGCAGGUUCCUGGCCUUGCUACUUAUAAUGCAGACAAGACAGCACCUAGGCAGGAUAGAAGUGCCAGACAGAGUCCCAGUAAUGGGGAGAGCGAUAGGCGUAGAGCUGAUUACGGAUCAGCCUCUCGACAGCCUCCCCGUGAACACUAUAUUGACAGCCGUCCCCCUUCUCCUCUGAUCAGAGCACAUGAGAGACCACACCAGAAUGCGCAGACUUCGCCAUUAAUGAAUAAUAGGCCACGACCUCGGGCUGCCGAAGCGACGUCGACUUCGUCGACUGGUACUCCCGCUCAAGUUGCUGCUCUCAGGAAUGAGCCAGUCGCUGUCACUAGUCCUGAAAGCUCGCCUCAAGGCGGUGCAUCGGAUAGACGGAAACCAAAAAAGAAGAAGAGAAAGGCUGACAGGCAAGCGCCCGAAACUGAACCAACGCCUUAUAUCAAGGCCGAACCUAGAUCUCCCUCCCCUAUGAAUGCCCCUUCCUAUAUUCGUCCCAAUAAACGUCAAAGGUACGCUCAGCAACAGCCAGAUGAACCUGUCUACGAGGAAGUUGGUUACGAGCCUCGCCCGGCUCUCUAUCCCCCAGAACCUGUGCCUGUGCAUAAUCGUCAAGAGCGAGAUGAUCGAGUGCCGAUAGGGUAUGACACAGUAGGCUUUUCAUCACAACGUGCAGCGAGCACCACUGUUCCUGGAACUGCUGUCUAUAGGAGAGAAUAUGCCGAUGAUCGACACGUUUCCGGUGGACCGUAUCCUAUUGAACAGUCCCCACAUGGUCCCCCUCCUCACCAGAGCCUAUCAAUGGGAACUGCAGGCUCCCAGGUUCGACCUAACGACGGUUAUCCACGCCCAUCGUGGCCCUAUGCGGAAGUACAUGAAGCGUCACCUACAGGCUUAAGACCAGAAGGCGAUGUGUUCAUGGCACCGCACAGGCCGCCGCCAACUCGAAUUAUCGUAGAUGCUUAUGGACGUGAGUAUAUUGAGCCACCACGUUCGACAAACAUCCGGCACUCCGCAGCUCCUCCCGCUCGAUCCGGGGAGCCUGAGAUCUUUUAUGAACGAACUCCGGUUCGGAGGCCCCAGGCGAUGGAGGCGUACGAAGAAGGAGGGGCAGUCUACAGGAUACGUUCGCCAUCGUAUAUGCCCAGGCGGGUCGUCACACAACCUGAGUACGUUUCGCAGGAUUACAGGGACCAUAGACCGCGUGAGUAUUCAACACGGCCAAUAGGUCCCUCAGGGGAAUUCGUUGAGGUGAUGGCACCUCCAGAACGAAGACGUAUGGAAGACGGGACGAGAGAUUAUAUUACAAGGCCGACCAGCGUGCGACCAGCAGAGCCUGUUCGGUAUGAGGUCGCCCGGGACUACGGCCGAGUGCAGAGCGUGCGACCCGAGCCACCCGUACGUCAAUAUGCCACAAGCGUCCACCCGGAGGGCCGCCGUGAGGCUGUACAGCCUUACGCGCGGGAAUACGGUGCCAUUGCUGCAGAACCAGGCGUUGUGAGACAGGAGUACAGCACGCGGCCGGUGGAGCGAUACUACAAUCAACCGAUGAGAGGUGGGGAGGAGAUAGCUUUCAUUGAAAGACCGCGAGGAGCAACGCAGGAGAUUGUUUACGCAGAUGAUGCGAGGAGGGAGGUUUAUCGUUAAGCUAGGUCAAAUCGAAACAGUGUUAAAAUAGAACCUGGUAUAGUUGUCAUCAGACGGGAUUACCAAUAUAAUUUAAUGACGAAUGAAGACCAUUCUUCUCUCUAAGAAGUUGAGU
Fusarium verticillioides 7600 is the source of this 2992-nucleotide messenger RNA. RefSeq lists its product as hypothetical. The transcript has a single exon. Bases 364 to 2877 code for a protein of 837 amino acids. NCBI's taxonomy places the organism in Eukaryota, Fungi, Ascomycota, Sordariomycetes, Hypocreales, Nectriaceae. The record is from RefSeq and is a predicted model, not a curated record.